AGUGCUCUCAACGGCAUUGCCGGUGCCCACAGUGAGUUUGUCCCAAUUCCUCACAUUGUCGGAACCACGUCGCGGUUCGCACAAGAACAAAGGUUUAUGGUCCGUGAAGCCUGUGGACGAGAACCCUGGGAUGGCAAAAAUUGGAAAAAGUGUCACUUGUGUGCAGCCUCUUGCUCACUGGAGAAUGAUGCUACCUUUACCCUAGAAGCCGACCGAGUCAUCGAAGAAAGCUUUAGAGCACGAUCCCCUAUAUACUUCCACGUCCCUGCAGACACGGCGGGUUCUUGGCUGAUGCCAGCGGUCUCAAAAACCUCUCAACUUGAAUGUCAGACGCGAUAGCGAGCGACUCGAAGACAUGACCGUGCAGGAAAUCCUAUACGAAAUCGACCAAGCUCAAAGACCAUGUCUUCUGGUGAACAAUCUCACUCGCCGUUUUGGUCUCAGCGACGUGGUGGCCGAGAUGGUCGAGUUCACAGGAUUUCCA
Cladophialophora psammophila CBS 110553 is the source of this 484-nucleotide messenger RNA. RefSeq lists its product as uncharacterized. NCBI's taxonomy places the organism in Eukaryota, Fungi, Ascomycota, Eurotiomycetes, Chaetothyriales, Herpotrichiellaceae. The transcript has a single exon. The record is from RefSeq and is a predicted model, not a curated record. Bases 97 to 339 code for a protein of 80 amino acids.